Messenger RNA from Nezara viridula (southern green stink bug), 2963 nucleotides. NCBI's taxonomy places the organism in Eukaryota, Metazoa, Arthropoda, Insecta, Hemiptera, Pentatomidae. The record is from the annotation of a GenBank genome assembly.
CUCGUGCUCCCGCAGCGAACUCCCAUCGCCAGGAGCAGUAAGCCAGGGUCCACACUACUCGCCAAUCGGCCCUAGCUAGUUUCAUCCAUAACAGGGAUCUAGCGGCAGCGGGAUGUUUAAGGUUGAUGAAUCAGAUCCCGUUGGGGAGAUGGAACCAAGCUUUCCAUAUCGGGACGUAUCUAUACAGCGAGGAGUUGAAAUGAAACAAUUUUAUGACCUUGAAGGAGAGAUUGGAAGGGGCAAAUUUGGAACAGUUUACAAGUGUCGCGAAAAAAGAACUAACCUAGUUCUUGCUGCGAAAUUCGUUGGAAUCGCAAGGCGGCAGGACAGGCGCAAUGUUGAGAGAGAAGUGGAAAUAAUGCGCACUCUGCAACAUCCACGUUUAAUUCAACUCUACGAUGCAUUUGAGACGGACAACGUCAUGUGCGUUGUUUUAGAGCUCAUAGAGGGUGGAGAACUGUUUGAAAGAGUCAUAGGCGAUGACUUCAUAUUGACGGAAAAGGCUUGCACAGUAUUCAUGCGACAGAUUUGUGAAGGAGUCAACUUUAUACAUCAAAAUAAUAUUAUUCAUCUUGAUCUUAAGCCUGAAAACAUUCUUUGUCUGACAAAAACAGGAAAUAGGAUAAAGAUCAUUGACUUUGGGUUGGCUAGAAAAUACGAACCUGAUAAGAAACUCCAGGUACUUUUUGGUACACCUGAAUUUGUUGCACCCGAAGUAGUGAACUUUGACCAAAUAUCUUGCGCAACUGACAUGUGGUCUGUUGGUGUCAUCUGCUAUGUAUUGCUUUCUGGGCUCUCUCCUUUUAUGGGAGAAACAGAUGUUGAGACAAUGGCUAAUGUUACAAUAGCACGCUAUGAUUUUGAGGAUGAGACGUUUGAAGAAAUUUCUGCUGAAGCAAAAGAUUUCAUCAGUAAACUUUUAUUAAAAGAGAAGGAGGCUCGGUUAACAGCUGGCGAGUGUUUGUCUCAUCCUUGGCUUCGAAGAAAGAUACCACCUCCACCACCACUUCUAGAAAGUUCAAAGGAAAACUUAAAGAUUUAUGUUGACAAGCCUAUUUCAAUAAUAAAGAACAAUAUCAUUAUUGAGAAUGAUUUGAAUUCAAACCAUCAGGUUAUACAAAAAGACACUGAAAAUAACCAGAAAGUUGUCUGUCCCCAAAUUAUUUCAAGCUCUUUAACCAGUCCCAAAGUACAAGAGCACUUUGAAAGUAAAAAGAACAGUUCACAGUUUGUGAAAUCCAUUCAAAAUUUAUCUUUCAAAGAAAAUGAACCUGCAAGUAAUAAUCUUGAAGAAGGAAUGAUUUCGAAAAAUAUUCCUGAACUUACAACUAAAAACAAAAACUUAUCUAUUACUUCUUUGGUAAAAAAUCCAAAUGUAUUAAAUCAGUUUUCUAAUAACACAUUCACCAAAAACGAAAUGAUAGCAAGUACUAAGGAUUUAAAGAAAACCCAGGAAGAAUCUAAUCAAAUUUUGCAUCAUUUUGGUGAGAUGAAAACUCCUUUGCUUGAAAAAUCUCCGAUUAAAAACAAUUCAAUAAAAACUAUUGACCCAUUAGAAAACAAUGAUUCCAAAAAUAGCAGCUUUAAUGUUGAUAUUUCAACAGUUGAAAAUAAAUUAUCCAAACUAUUUAAAACAGAAGUGGUAAAAGAAAAUAUUGAUUCAAAGAACAGUAAAGUAAAUAUAACCAGCAAUUUGGGAUUGACUUGCACUGAAGCCAAGCAAAGUACAAGUACUUUAAAGGUUCAGAAUAAAAUUGAAGGAAGCCUAAUAAAUAAAAUCCGGCAAAUUCAUGAAGAACCAAAGAUUGAACCAUUUUUGAAAAGGUCAGGGGACAACAUUAUAUCUAAAAAUUCAUGUAACUUCAGUGCUAUGUCCUCAAAUGCUUCCUUACUUCAAAAUAAAAAAGACAAUAUUAAAAUAUUAUUGAAUAAUUAUCCAGAGGAAGAAUCAAUAAAAAUGUUUGAUCCCGGUGAAUUUUCGAACAAUAUACGUAGAAGUUCAUUCCGGUUAAUGGAAAAUGAAAACAUAGAAUCAUUAAACCAACUUGAAUGCCAUAAAGAAGAGUCAAAAUUAAAAGAAGGAGAACAUCUUCCUUUUAAACAACAUCUCAGAUCAAAUCCACCAUGGUUUAGUGAAUUGAACAAUAUAAACUUAAACACACCAUUAUCAGAAAGGAAUGAAAGGAGGUCUUCAGACUUCUCAUGUUUUUUGCACAGUAAAGAUGAUUCAGCUAGUUUAAAUUUGGCUGACGAGAUUAGAAAAUUGUCUGCAAGGUUAUUACAAAUGUCCUCAAGUCAAAAUCAAAAUAUUGGGAAUUAUUCCACAAGUAGUCCAAAUCCUCGAACUCGGAAUGACCCAAUCACAUGUUUCCUUGAGAAUCAUGGUAUAACUCACCCACGUCCUAAGUAUAAAUUUUCAAAUUUGAACAGAGAUGUCCCAAUAGGAUCUCCCCCACCUCCCAGCAACAUAGCCUAUUAUUUAAACAUGGCAUCUAGCCUUGAUAGAAAUGAUUCACAUUCAGCCCCUGGAAGUCCACGACUAUCACCUGAUAGAAGAAAUAUAAAAACUGAAGUUGAUAUUCCAAGUCAUUGUGUUGAAACAGAGCACAUUAGGCAAAUAUCAGAAGGGGGUACUUCUGCAACAACAGAUAAGCAAAAUGAACAAUUGAAUAAGGCAAAAAAGUCUAAUUUUCCAAGUUAGGUAAUAAUUACCACAUUGUUUUAUGUGAUUUUUGUAUCAAGAUUUGUUAAUUCCUUAAAAGUAAUAAUAAUUAAUUCUAAAGAUUCUUGGCUGUGGUCAAUAGCGAUUUACAGUAAUGUAAUCAUAAUAUUCAUUAUUUCUUAUUGUCAAAUUAUUUAUAUACUUUGAAAAGAACAUAUACUUGUAUAUUUUAUGGUCGUUAAUUUGAUUUAUUGUAAUUAUGUAUUUAUGGUAAAUAAUAAAUAAAUCUUUUAUCUUUUAA